CUUGAAAUCUCUAUGCAUAAGAUUUGUAUAAUUUUUAUAGAGUUUUAUACGACGAUUAUUUGAUAUUUUGAAAAUUUGUGAAGUUGAAUGAAUAAAGUUUAUACGAGAGUAAAACUCAUAAGAAAUUCUGAAACAGAAUUUUAUUCGUCUGAUAUGGCAUGUGUGAAAUUACUGUGAAAAUAAUUGUGAAAAUAAUAUAGUGUUUUACGAAGUCGUGAAUUGAUACCGAAUAAUUCUACUGAACAACUUAUUGUUCAUCAUACUACUCGAUUAUAUCAUAAAAUUUGAAAUUAAUCAAAAUAAUUUCUUAAUUAGAAGCAGGAAAAUAUUUUUCCAUCUGUAUGAGAAGUGGUGAUUUGAAAUAAGACUGAAAUAAUAGAUAAAUAAGGUAAUAAGGCCUGUUGUUUUGGUAUCAGUGGAAUUUCGAGUGAUAGCACCCACCGGGAAAAUAUUACAUACAAAUUUGUUCAAGAAAUUGAACCAACUUAUCUUCACUUGACCUAAUAUCUACCAAAUCGGCACAAACACCAUUUCGUUGGUCAAUUGUUGGACUUUCACAUUUGAUGAAAAAUUUUUCCUCGCCAGGUCACAAAUUUAUCCCGGUCAAUUAUUACAAAAAAUCUAUUGAUUACUCCGUGACAAAAAGGCUCAGCAGCACUGAUUUGUGCCAAGUGUAUUAAUGAUAACGAACUAAAGCAGCCAACAGACAUAACUUUAAUUGUUCAACACAUAAGUGCAAUAAAUAAAGGCCACUAUUGGAACUACCAUCCGUCAUUAACGCAAUUGACGACAAGCCCACCUAAACUAAAAGUAACAUCUAUUCUUCACCACUGCAUUGAACAAAGAAACUAUUAAUUAUUAUUAAUUAAAUUAACUACAAUUAACACAUCUACCAUCAACAACCACAUCACAUUGCACUACCUUUUUCCCGCCUGGCCCACACCCCCCCCACCGCCCCACAUUCAGUAUGAUGGUCCCGGCCUCCUCAGCCCUGGCGACGAGCGCCUACGCCUCGGCGCUGCAUCCUUCGCUUCCGCAACUUGACGCCGCUUACGCAGCAGCGGCAGCAGCUAACCUUCAACCCCCUGCGAAGGAUACCACCUGGACGAAGCUUUUCGUAGGAGGAUUGCCCUACACCACCACUGAUCAGGAGCUCAGGGAGUUUUUCGAGGAGUUCGGCGAGAUUGAAGAGGCAGCUGUUAUCAUCGAUAGACAGACCGGCAAGAGCAAGGGCUAUGGCUUCUCAGCUGCGUCUGCUGAUAGCUGACUGAUGGGGCUACACGUCGCUGACACUCGCGAGCGCUGCUGAACACUCCGUACACUCCCUACACUCAUG
Molecule: messenger RNA, 1336 nt
Organism: Hyalella azteca
Lineage: Eukaryota; Metazoa; Arthropoda; Malacostraca; Amphipoda; Hyalellidae
Product: RNA-binding protein 24-like
Exons: 2
Coding region: 968-1267 (99 amino acids)
Molecular function (GO): RNA binding
Source: RefSeq, a predicted model, not a curated record